CUCAGAUUUCUUAGAAGCUUUAUAGUUAUCUAAAGCCAAUUGUGCAAUCAUUUCCAUAAAGUUGUUUAUUCAAUACUUUUGAAUGCUAAAAUUGUGAUAAACAAAAAUUAUCAUUCUUUCAACAUUUUACGAGAUAUCUGCAACAUAAACUGGUGUUAUAAAUUGGCCCACAACUUAAAAAACCACAUUUGUCUACAUAUCUGUCGAUAUUCGCAACAACAUGUCAGAUAACAGUCAAAUUGUAGAGUUUUUUAGAAAUCAAACAAUUUUUAUAACCGGAGGAAACGGCCUUGUUGGCAAACUGAUCCUCGAGAAACUGCUACGAACAUGCUGGGAUCUGAAAAAGAUUUACCUUUUAAUUCGUCCUAAAAAAGGCAAAAGUCCGGAGCAACGUUUCAGCGAGCUUUUCACUAAUCCAUGUUUCGAGAGCAUCAAAGGGAAGAAUUUCAAAAGCAAGGUCAUGUUAAUUAGUGGCGAUUGCAAUCAACCCGGUCUAGGACUAGAUCCCGAAGAUGCCUAUAUUUUGAAAAAAGAAACGACGUGCAUUUUUCACAUUGCUGCCAACGUCAACUUUUUGCAGACGAUAAAAGAAGCCAGUUAUAAUGUCAGUUGCACUAAAGAUAUGAUCAAGUUGGCUAAAGAGAUGGAAAAUUUGAAAGUUUUUGUCUACGUGUCUACAGCCUAUUCGAAUUGCUUCAAUAGUCACAUUCGCGAAGAAAUUUACAAACCACCUAUUAAAGCAGAAGCGUUUCUCGAUUUAGUCAAUUCUUGUAACGAAGACGAUUUGGAAAACACACUUUUGUCUUACCUUAAAAACUUUCCAAACAAUUAUCUGUUCUCGAAGUGUUUAUCAGAAGAUUUGAUUAAAAGUUCAACCACGGGGAUAUCAACAGCAAUCAUUCGACCAGCAAUAAUUACGAAUACCAUUAAAGAACCCAUUCCAGGAUAUACUGACAACUACUACGGUGUCAUUGGUGUUGUGGCUGGAGUUGGAAUGGGGAUCAUUCGAUGUUUUUACUCAAAAAAAGGAAAGCGGCUGGAUUUGGUUCCAGCGGAUGUUGUCAGUAAUUGUAUUUUGGCGGCAACAUGGAAAACAGCAAAUUCUAAAUCUCUCACUGUGUACAACUGUGUCGGCAAAAAAAUGUUACUUGAAAAAUUAAUCAAUUUGAUGGCCCCGCUCUACGAGGAGUUUCCAUCUACGAAGUACUUGUGGUACUGGGGUUUUACACUGACCGAAAGUAAAUUUCUUUACAAUGUAUCUUCCUUGUGGUACUUGUCACUGGCCCACGUCGUCGAUUUCCUUUUCGUCCUGUUUGGAAAAUCAUAUAAGAUAGCUACUAAAUUGAGUAAGAUACAUAAAUCCCUGAAUGUGCUGCCAUAUUUUAGUUCACGCGAGUGGACAUUCGACGAAAACAAUUUUAUGAAUUUGUGGUUAAAAAUGGGUGACACAGAUAGAAGGAUGUUUCCGUUUCAUUCCAAAACAAUACCCUGGCAUCAGUACUUAUUCGAUUGUGCUUUAGGUAUAAGGCUUUACUUAUUACAAGAUCCAAUUAGUACUCUCCCCGAAGGAAAAGCAAAACUUAAAAAACUACGUGGUCUUCAUUACGCAUUUGUUGGAUUUAUUAUAGGUAUUAUGUUCCUUACGUAUUUGUCGUACCUUUGCUAGGAAGAUUAUUUUAAUGUUACAACAAUGAAUUUUCCUUAAGUUAUAUGUUAUUAUGUACC
Messenger RNA from Zophobas morio, 1725 nucleotides. RefSeq names its product fatty acyl-CoA reductase wat-like. The transcript has 7 exons. The coding region runs from base 221 to 1666 and encodes 481 amino acids. Gene Ontology annotation, molecular function: alcohol-forming very long-chain fatty acyl-CoA reductase (NADP+) activity. Gene Ontology annotation, biological process: long-chain fatty-acyl-CoA metabolic process. The record is from RefSeq and is a predicted model, not a curated record. Gene Ontology annotation, cellular component: peroxisome. Lineage: Eukaryota; Metazoa; Arthropoda; Insecta; Coleoptera; Tenebrionidae.